GUAUUCUGUUGACGUGGCGUGAGCGGUAGCAGUUCACCAACAGUGGCUAGCAGGUAUGUAACAAACCAACGGCAAGGUGAGACAGAAGAUAAUCCUCUGGAAGUACGACCAUGGAUAUUAUUCAGUACAACUGAUUGAUCGGUGUUCAUUUUUUUCAGUGAAGAAAAAAUGUCCAGUAGAAGCCAGCACUAUGGGUUUCAGUCAGCCACCAUGGUGCAGCCUGCCAAUGGCGGUCAUGCCUAUCUGUUUGGAAACAAUGGCUCAGAGAAUGACCUGUCAGAGGAGGAUGGGGAGAGCUAUGAGCUGCGGCCUCGUGGCAGAGAGAGGCUACGGAGGAGCACCUCCAGAGAGAGAAUGGACGAUAUUAUCUACCUGGCCAGAGAUAUCCAGGAAGGGGACACUCUGAACAGCAUUGCCCUGCAGUACCAUUGCUCAGUGGCUGACAUUAAGCGUGCCAACAACCUCUUGACAGAGCAGGACUUCUUUGCCCUACGUUCAGUUAAGAUUCCUGUGAGGCGCUUCAGUGUCCUCACCGAGACUCACAGCACCGGACCUCUAAAAUCUGCCUCCCCCUCAGGUGCCAGGCACCUGCCUCAGACCUCACCUGUUACCUCCCUCCCUUCUGAGUCUUCCACAGACUCCUCUUCUUCUUCAACUGACAGUGUGGAGGGAUUCCUCCUGGAGAAAGACAAGGACAUUGAGCGGCUGGUGAAAUCCACAGGCCCAUCUCGGAGCAGUCUGAAUGAGGUUGUUUCCUCCUUAACGCUGCAGCAGCAGCAGCCACUGCUAGCAGAAGUAGACUAUAAACCAGCACAGAGAAAGGACCCUUAUUAUGGGGCAGACUGGGGCAUGAGAUGGUGGACAGCAGUGGCCAUCAUGCUGGUUGUUGGUAUUGUCACGCCUGUGUUUUAUCUGCUGUACUAUGAGGUUCUCAUGAAAGCUGACGUCAGCCACCAUGGUAUUCCUACAGAUUCUCAUGGCAACAUACUUCCUGGACAUGAUAGUAACUUGAAUCCUGUUGGCAAAGACAGCCAUGAAGGGGCUGGAGCUGGACAUAAUUCCGGAAAUGUGGUUAAAGAAAUUCCCCAGGGACCCGGCGUGAACAAAGCAGAGAAUGAUGAACAUGGUGGCCAAGAGAAAACAUAGCAAGGGAUUAUAACUUUACACACAAGUUUGUUGCUAACUCAGAGACCUAAUAAAACUGGGUGGAUGUUCCCACUUUUAAGUAGUUUCUAUUGACUUAAUACAUCAAUGCAAUCUGUCUGAAUGGGAUAGUCACUUUAUAGUGGCAACAGUAACUUUUAUAGGGUGGAGAGACUAGAAAUAAAAGUGUGGCCACAAUCAUUCCUUUUGUCUGUCCAUUUACAUUGAUAUGCUUUUCAACAAGGAGUGACCAUAGGCUGAAAAUGGGUCCAUCUAUUUCUGCCAGAUGUGUGUCACUUUUGACAGACAAAUUUUAUAGUAUGGCUGAACUUUUUGGGACUGAUGGAAAGGUUUCAGAGCUCUCAACAUCAGGAAAGCCAGGAGCACUGAGGUGAUGUUUUUGUUAUUGUUGGGGCUGCUGCAUUUUAAGCCUCAAGCAGAACUCUAACCGGUUUCUUCAGUGAUGGAUCAGUGGCCACACCAUAAGACUCUCAAACUUACUCAGUUUGGUCAAAUUGUACUUUUUUGCCAUGUGAGUAAUUUUUCAAUGAUACUUGUUGGAAAAGUAUGAUUGCUGCCAUUAUGUUUAAUACAGAAUUAAUUUAUUUCAUGACUAUUAAACAUUAUUUUUACUUACACUAUCAGUAUUGGGAGUUGCCAGUUAAAUUAUGUUUCUGAGAUUUCAUGAAAGUUGCUUGAAUUUUCUUUGAGUUUGCCUGAAGAGAACUGCUUUUUUUCCAUUUCAAAAAAACCUCGAAGAGCAUGGUGAGGAAAAUGGGAAAAGCACAUUAUUCCCACAAUGACUCAUACUUGUAAUUAUGUGAAAUUUUAGACUUUGUUAUAUAGCCCUUUUAUUUUAUCACUGUGUUCAGUUGAUAUUUUACGACAAAGCAUUUUGUGUUGUUGUUGACAGUACGUGCCUUUCAACCUGUGGAAAUGUGCUACAGGCUGGAGAAUAAAUACAUCUAUUUUGAAUAAAUUAUUGCCAGUGUGCA
Molecule: messenger RNA, 2138 nt
Organism: Lates calcarifer (barramundi perch)
Lineage: Eukaryota; Metazoa; Chordata; Actinopteri; Centropomidae
Gene: lysmd3
Product: LysM, putative peptidoglycan-binding, domain containing 3
Exons: 3
Coding region: 169-1146 (325 amino acids)
Biological process (GO): Golgi organization
Cellular component (GO): Golgi apparatus
Source: RefSeq, a predicted model, not a curated record